This is a messenger RNA of Sphaeroforma arctica JP610, 279 nucleotides long. RefSeq lists its product as hypothetical. The transcript has a single exon. The record is from RefSeq and is a predicted model, not a curated record. The annotation marks the transcript as partial. Lineage: Eukaryota; Ichthyosporea; Ichthyophonida.
GUGGCGUAUAACGCCAAAACGGGAGAGAAGGUGAACAUUCACGAUCUCAACUCCAUCCAAGACCAGAUCGACAGACUGGGUAGCGCUAAGAUCGACGUUAUUGAUCCGUUGGAUAUCGAAGAAGACGAGAAUAAAGUGGUGCGAGAGUCACAGAACGGGCGCAUCAAAGGCCGAGAUAUAAAUGUGGCUCUGUUGGCAGAGAGGUGUGUGGUGUGUGGCUGUUUGCGGGUUAUAGUGGGUGCCUGUAAAGAGGUUUGGGUGUGUAUAAUACACUCGUGA